AUGGAAACAGUGUGUCUCAAGUGGUACUCCAGAACGGAGGCGAGGGCGCACAUCUCCCAGAACUUCUCGUCGAGCAUUGCGAUGAGAUACGAAACAGGCAACACCUUCUUGUACGACUGGAGCAGAGACCAGACCGACACCUUGACGGGCCUUUACUCGUCUGAGUUCUCGUCUGUCUGCUUGUUCUCUCUCGAGACGGCGGCGAGCGGGUCAGCAGAGAUAAACUCUGGGUAUGUGGCAUCGAUUGCCAUUACCCACGCUGGUACAGCCUGCAUGACCCCUACAAUUACUGUGUCCGCACUGUCUGGGGUGUCAGUAGCUGCACAAGCGAAGGUCAACGUGACGUACGGCGGGUAUGGAUACACGUCAGCACCAUCACAGGUAGACUCUCGCAGAGAGGACGAGGUACUACUUCGCUACCUCGCUGCCGGUCAAGAGCUCGUAUGUGAAGGGAUAUGGAGUGUCGGGGAUGGUAAUCAUCGGCGGUACGCUCGCGGGAGACUGCUACAGCUUUCCUUACGUGGUAUCAGCUCUGCAAACUUCAUGGAAAAGCUACAACUGUAUCCCAUCAGUUCAGCGCUGUGCCCGACGUCGAGUUGCUAUCCCAUACCUUUACAGAGCAUUGUUAUAAACUAUGAGCACGUAUUGCAAUUCAGUCUUUCAUCAAGCCUCCUGACUGGGAUGAGUCAUGUUGAGUUUUCAAUAUACGACUCCAACGGCCUGUGGCUGCAGAAAGUAACCGCGGAAGUGCCUCAUGACUCUCUUUCCAUGAAGUUGUUGAGCGCUGAGUUCUGUCAGGUUUGCAAUGCUAAUUCAGUCUGUGCCAGUAACGGCGUUUGUGACGAUGGAGCUGUCAGUCUGCAGUUCUCCGAGUAUCAGGGGAUGAGGACGUUGGUUGCUCCAGCCAUCGCAACGAGCACCGUCACGUUCACUGUAAUGUACCACGAGGCGAUGCAAAGCAAUUACGAGCUGUCGUUCGAUGUCAAAGUUGGGCAGUUCUACCUGAAUGUUAUCUUCUGGAAACAGAUCAGUUCGAGGUCCAAGAUCUCCAAGGCGAUCUGUUCGUCUACAGGAUCGAGCAUGCAGCUAACUUUCGAUCAAGAUGCCACUGAAUACGUUCCCUCGACUUGGUUUUCUUGCAGCAAAUCUCUAUCGUUCACUCCUGCUGCUGCCUCUACCUGUCUUCUCACUGGCAAUCAGAGCGUGUUUGUUAACUUCAGUAAUGCGCAGCCCUCGCUCCCCGGAGAUGGUGUCCAGGUGCUGUCGUCUGCAUCCUUGACAGCACCCAACGUCGUCAGCAAGGUAGAGUUCUCCUCAAGGCCAAUAGGUGGGAACUACCUGCCUGUCAUCCUCGGUCCCUCAACGAAUGAUUUCUGCACAUCGCUCCGCCUGCUAGCGUCUGUUGAAAGUAGGAGGAUCUCGAGAUUCUUCUGGUCCUGCUCCAACAACCAGCAGCUGGACCAGCUCCUGCGCCAGAAUCAGACGGACACGAUAGACUUGAGCUUGGACGAGUUGACAUUCAUAGGGUAUCAGCGCCAAUACAACAUCUCAGUUCAGGUAGUCGAUGUCUUUGGUGUUGCAAGUGAAGUCGCACAACAUGUUGUCUGGCAAACUCUCUCCUCUUCGAUCUCUGCGGUGAUUUCGGGACAAGCUGUCUACAUGAUGCAUGAGGAAAUACAUCUGCGCGCAAAACUGUCUCCUUCCUCAUGCUUGCAGCAAUUUGACGAUGUGAUCAACACAACUCCAGCUGACAUCUUUAAUGUCACCAACCGUGUCGACUUGCAAAUUCCUGCGUUUGCAUUGCAAGUUGGAUCUUACCAGGUGGAAAUGACUGCAUUCUUGUCCAACCGUCCAUACUUGACGGGAGCUUCAUCCUUCAGAUUCGAAGUCAGGCAGAGCAAUGCCUACAUGUAUGUGUUGGGAGGCUCUCCAGUUGAGGCCUCUGUAGAUCAAUGGUUCAGAUUGAACAUGAUGCAGAUUAAUCCUCAGCAAGCUCCUAGCACGGCGACAACUUUCUCGUGGACUUUGUAUCUGGGCAUCAACAACAUUCUGCUUGAUCAUGAGAAGAUACAGGAAGGGAUGAUCAUAGUCAACGCUAUCGACAGGCUAUCCUUCCAGGCGCUGCUGUCAAACUCGACAGGCGUCAGUUAUGAAUGGAGCAUACCGAUGAGCCAGUACACCCUCAGCAACCUUCCAGUAGGAUCAAGUUCAAACCUCUUUGCGUUUAUCCCCUCGGGAGGCAUUCUACUCCAUAUAUCAUUGACAGCUGUUCGCGGUGCAGUCCGUGGAUCUGCGCAGAUGGAGACUACAUUGAUGGACGUUGACGUGCCGCCGUUGCCCGGUUCCUGCUCGUACUGCCUCAACACCACCUCCUCCAACAUCAACCCGCUAGUGGACGUGCUUACUGUUUCUUGCGGCAACUGGACUGAUGAAGACCCUCCCUUGCGUUACAACUGA
This is a messenger RNA of Guillardia theta CCMP2712, 2457 nucleotides long. RefSeq lists its product as hypothetical. Bases 1 to 2457 code for a protein of 818 amino acids. The transcript is spliced from 6 exons. NCBI's taxonomy places the organism in Eukaryota, Cryptophyceae, Pyrenomonadales, Geminigeraceae. The record is from RefSeq and is a predicted model, not a curated record.